Hylaeus volcanicus is the source of this 11320-nucleotide messenger RNA. RefSeq names its product SH3 and multiple ankyrin repeat domains protein 2 (gene Prosap). Gene Ontology annotation, molecular function: synaptic receptor adaptor activity; ionotropic glutamate receptor binding. The record is from RefSeq and is a predicted model, not a curated record. Bases 1188 to 6149 code for a protein of 1653 amino acids. Gene Ontology annotation, cellular component: dendritic spine; postsynaptic density; postsynaptic membrane. The transcript has 19 exons. NCBI's taxonomy places the organism in Eukaryota, Metazoa, Arthropoda, Insecta, Hymenoptera, Colletidae.
AUUAUAUACUUAUAAAUUAAUGUAAAUUUCUUUUGUUUUUAAUCAAGUCUUAAAAAUUAAACAGUUGUGCGAAUACUUAUUGCUUCAACAUUUCUAUCGAUUAAUUGUUUUUUUUUUUGUUAAUUUCAUAAAUUACAUAAAUAGCUAUUUAUUUUUGGUACUCUAUUUGUUUUUUGGAAAUUGAUCGGUGUACGAAUACUUUCUACACACACUGUACGUAAGUAAUUACAUAUCUAUCAAUAUCUAGAGAUAGACAGAAUUUCCUGACGAAUACUAGAUAACGGAUAUCACUCUAUAACCGUAGUUGUUUAUUAAUUUUCGAUAACCCUUUCUCAAAAUAAUCUAGAUUGAACUUAUUAUCGAAACAGCGUAUAAAGAAUCGUUGAUCUUUCUAACCAAUAUCGUUAAAUCUGUCAGCACCAACAGUUGUUCAGUGCGCGAAAGUAUAAUCGUGGAGAUAUCGACGUACAUAACGGAACUCACCGGUCCUCGCUUCAUUCUCGAAGGUCCAGUUUUAUUUCGCUCUUCAUCGCGAACGACGAGCAGAAACUCACACCAAAGUCACAGAAAUUUUGACGCCAUUCCGUAUAUCGUGGUUGGCGCGACGUAAACAGCGAAAUUUCGUUUUGGAGCGCUUCGAUCGGCUUCCACGGUGCGGCGCUGCGGUCGCGGCUUUCGAGAGUCUGGGCAGUCGCGAGCGCGAGUUUGGACCGUGAAGACGCGGUUUGUCGUCGCUCCUCGUUCGUGAUAUUCCACACGUCAAACACGCGCCAAGGCGCGAAAACGAAUAGGGUGUUCGAUCGUUGUCGCUCGUGUCGAAUAGUGUUUUUUUUUUUUCUUUUUACGGGAGUGCAAGUGUGAACCGUACCAGCCGACGUAAUCACAGUGUCAUCGAACUUGAUCGAUCGUGAGGAGACACUCGGAAACGGAGCAAAGAAGGAAGUCGAAGCUGCACGUUCUUCCACGACCCAGGGGCGAGUUUACAUCGAACGUCAGCUUUCUUGUCGGUGGUAAGUCUCCAAAACCUAACGCAUAGACGAAUCCACGGUUAAUUCUGAAAGAAGUUUCUCGUCGCAGAUGCUGCGCUCGCCGCGUCGUCUCCGUCCGCAUCUGCCCGGCGAGAUUGCGCUCCGAUUAUGAUGUGAGCCAGUGAAGGUGGAAUCCUCGAGCAGCGCGAGGUCCUCGCAAUGGAGGCGGGACCGAAGCAGCAACAGCAGCAACAGCAGCAGCAGCAGCAACAACAACAACAACAACAACAACAACAACAACAACAACAGCAGCAGCAGCAGCAACAAAAUUCGUCGCCUGCUGGUACGGGACAGACACCGAACCAGGUCGGGAGUCCGCAGGGCGGCCAGACUCAAGGCCAAGCUCAAGGUCAACAGAAUCAAGAUGCGGCUGCAGUCGCGGCUGCAACUGCGGAGGCAGGACCGGUCGAGGAGGGAGUCCUUCUCGCCAGGGUUCACGUCCCAGAGCUUUACGUCAGCAAGUGUCUUCAGUUCCCGAAGGAUCAGCUUGUCUGGGACGUGAAGCAGCAAUGCCUCGCAUCCUUGCCCAAGGUGGCCACUUGGUACAGGGAGCUGAAGGAAAGCUUCAAUUACGGGUUGUUCUGCCCGCCCGUGAAUGGAAAAGCCGGAAAAUUCUUGGACGAGGAACGUCGCCUAGGCGAUUAUCCCUUCAAUGGACCCGUCGGCUACUUGGAGCUCAAGUACAAACGGCGGGUCUACAAGAUGCUGCACUUGGACGAGAAACAGCUGAAGGCGAUGCACACGAGAACGAACCUGCGAAGGCUACUGGAGUACGUGGCGAACAGCCAGGUUGAGAAGAUCGCCAAGAUGUGCAGCAAAGGCCUGGAUCCGAACUUUCAUUGCCAGGAAACCGGAGAGACUCCGUUGACGUUGGCCACGACCCUGAAGAAGCCUUCAAAGGUGAUAAUAGCGCUAGUGAACGGCGGCGCCCUGCUGGACUAUCGAACGAAGGAGGGCUUGACGGCGAUGCAUCGCGCCGUCGAGAGGAACAGCUUGGAGGCGGUGAAGACGUUACUGGAGCUCGGUGCCAGCCCUAACUACAAAGACACGAAGGGCCUGACGCCGCUCUACUAUAGCGUCAUCUACAAAACGGACCCGAUGCUCUGCGAAACUCUUCUUCACGAUCACGCGACGAUAGGCGCCCAGGACCUGCAGGGCUGGCAGGAAGUGCAUCAGGCCUGCCGUAACAAUCUGGUCCAACACCUGGAUCACUUGCUGUUCUACGGUGCCGACAUGAACGCGCGUAACGCGUCCGGGAACACGCCGUUGCACGUUUGCGCAGUGAACAACACCGACGCCUCUUGCAUACGGCAGUUACUGUUCAGAGGCGCGCAGAAGGACAGCCUAAAUUACGCUAAUCAAACGCCUUACCAAGUCGCGGUGAUCGCUGGGAAUAUGGAGCUGGCCGAGGUCAUCAAGAAUUAUCAGCCCGAGGAAGUUGUACCGUUUAAAGGGCCGCCACGCUACAACCCGAAACGACGCUCGGUGGCGUUCGCCGGCACGUCGACGAUGACCACGAGCUGCUCGGCCAGUAACUUGGGCACCCUGACCAGGAUACCGUCCGCGGAGCAACAGCACGGCUCCACGGGAAUCGGCGCCCCUGGGGGCAGCCUGACCAGAACGAUCUCGGUGGAGCAGUACACGUCGAGCGUCCACGCGGUAACGAGAGUACCGUCCGCCGAGCAAUACGCCAGCCUGACCAGAGUACCGUCCACGGAACACCAACAGUAUCCAUCCAUCGGCACCCUGAACAGAGUACCGUCCGGUGAACAAUACGCCAGCCCAAUCGCGACCGCGACCGGUACGGUUACCAGGGUAUCCACGUCCACAGAGCAAUACACCUCGACGAGUGGUACCCUGACCAGAGUGCCGUCCACCGAGCAAUACCCAACUGGCACGCUCACCAGAGUACCGUCCACCGAGCAGUAUCCGAGCAGGACUCUGUCCGGCGAGCAGUACGCCGGCACGACCGGUAUCGCGAGGACGGAGUCCCAUCACGCCAGCCUAGGCAGAGUACCGUCCAUCGAACCGACCAGAAACGACCUACAGAGAAUACCGUCCGAGCACCACGUACCCAGACCCGAGCAGAACGGUCAUCGGAUCACGACGGACUACCAGAGCCCCAAUUCGCUGAGGGAUCCUAACGCGAGAUUACCAGCCAACGCGGAGAACUAUCAGAACUUAAGAAUGGAGGGUCUGACGAGGCUGCAAGAACACCGGCUCGAGCUUCAGCAGCGUCUCGACAUGCACAGAACGAUGGAGAUGCCCCCGUCGCCGUCGCCGAGCAGCAGAAGUCUAGCUCCUUUCAGCUCGGCUAGCUCGAGCCUCUCCGAAGGCAGCAAUCAACCGUCCGGCGAAGAUUCCGCCAGCAUCGUCACAGACAAGAGUCUCGGCGACACGGCCUCGGACGUAAUCAGCGACAGCUCGGGGGUUGGUACCUCGCAGUCGGACACCACCAAUUCCCUGUCGAUCCCUGGAACCACCGUCGUCUGCGUCGAGAGCUACAACAGCGGGAUCUUGGGCCAUCUGAGCAUCAAUCAAGGAGAUAUCCUAGAAGUCACCGGAGCUACCGACUGUGGCCUCCUCGAGGGAGUCCUCCGAGGACAGGGCACGGGGCUCUUCCCCGCGCACUGCGUCCAGGAGGUCAGACUUCGUCAUACCAAUAUCCCAUUGGGACCCCAGCCUGCCAGGGACGGACGGAACAGAGUCUUGGGCCGCAGGGAAUCGCAACACAAGUAUUUCGCCACGGCGCCCAGGUUGAAGAAACCAGUUACGUCGGAGCCACGCACCGUGGUAUUGCACCGCUCGAGAAAAGGUUUCGGUUUCGUGCUACGAGGUGCCAAGGCGACUUCACCCUUGAUGGAACUGACGCCGUCGGCCAGGUACCCCGCCUUGCAGUACCUGGAUGACGUCGAUCAAGGGGGAGUGGCCGACCUGGCCGGUCUUCGCAAAGGGGACUUCCUCAUUCAAAUCAACGGCGAGGACGUGACGACGGCGUCGCACGAACACGUAGUAGACCUGAUCCGAAAGUCUGGCGAGCUGGUCCGAAUGACCGUGGUCUCGCCGAUGAUCAGCCUUCCGAACUCGCAAUCGGCAGCCAUUCUGCCAACUAGUCAACCUAUACAGAGACAGUACGCAACCCUGCCGCGCAAAGGUAACAACAACGUGGUGAUCGGCGGCACGCUUGGCAGAUCACCAGCUCCCAUGCCACCGAGACGGGACCCGAAGACGACGCUGAGCGUUGGUAGGGCGCGAGCCAGAUCUAUGGUCGCGGGAUUGGAGGGCGGCGGUGAAAGGGACGAUCGCGACGAGAUCACCUCGACGGGGGCCAAAUCGAGUAGCGCGGAGUCGAUACAUCUUCCUCAACAACCAUCCACCGGGUCCAACACGGGCCAGAACACCCCGGUGCAGCCGAGGACGGCCAGUAUCCGAUCGAGACCAACCUCCAGCAGGAUCACUGCCGCGGAACUGGAGGAACUAUUUCAGCGGCAGCAAGGUAGCACCAGUGGUCAGUACAGCUCGUCCAUGAUGAGCUCUCACUUUCAGACUGGUCAAGCUACCAAGUCGCAUCCUUCCUCGCCCGCAAAGACCGGCAGGGUAUACGCGAGCGUAGCGGAAAUGAAACGCAAAGGCAAAUCGAGCUCGAGAGUGCGCUUCUUUGGGGGAUUGGGGGGCGGUUCCGAUCUUCACCGAGACUUUCACAGUACCCCAGACUUGAACAUGCAAGCUCAGUCGUCCGUGUUGGCUCCGAAAGGGCACAGAAGCCAGGAAGACGUGAACGCGUUGAAUGGCAGAAAUGGAUUGCCACCGCCUAAUCAUCCGCCGCCACCUCCACCGGUUGGACAGGUCGUCAAGGUCAACGUGGGGGCCAAUGUCCCGGAUGUGGUCACCCCUGCUUCUGUAUACGAUAACAUGGCGCAUAUACAGCAAGUUAAAGAAUUGGCGGCCGCAACAACCGACGGAGGUUAUGGCGUGAUGUCCAGCUUCCGACCCUCGAACAGCGCGAAGCUUUACGCUUCUCCAGAGGACACGAAGACGGUAGGCUAUCGUUCCCGCAGCCUUCCAGCGCACACGACCCGCUGCCACGUGAGGAAGUCCCACAGCCUGCGCACCCCCAACAACACCACGUUCAAGCCUGUGAGCAAUCAGCAAAAUUCGAGCAACACAGCGAGCAACAACAACCAGGUGGGCAACAAUCAGUACGCGCAGCCCCUGAAGACGAACAGAAGCCACAGCACGGUGGGCAUCAGGGAACGAAAGAAGAAGGUCAUCGCCACCAGCUCCUCCGUCACGAACCUCAGCUCCAUCUCCAACACCAACGCAGGGCCAACUGUCCCCAGCUCGGCUGCGCCACCUAUUCCGGAGCCCGAUUACAGCCUUUCCGAGUCCGAGAACGACGAGGGCGAAGAGGAGACGGACGACGACGUGGAGUCUGAGAUUGCGAAGGAACUCGAGAAGGCAGCUGCAAGGGAGAAGCUAGAGUCCACCAGAGAGACCUCGGGGAAUUCGAACACCUCUGGUUCAAGUUCCUCUGGCAGCAGUUCGUUGCCGCAUUCGUUCAGCGUGGAGGAAAUCCAAAAGGUGAGGACCCAGCUGAAGUCGUCCAAGAGUCAUCCCAACGACUUCCUGCUGCAGCAGACGCAGCAGUCCCUGGUAGAAGACGGGGAUAACAGUUCAAGCGGAGUCAGUUCUGAUCAAGAUGUGCCAGUGGGUCCUCCGACGGGUUUCGACGACACGGCUGCGAGGAAUCUAGCCAACGAUGCUAGCCAGCACUCGACGACGGUGCUGACGGUGUCGAGCAACGAGAAGGAGGGGAAUCCUAAAAGGACCAGCUACGGUGGCAGCGGUUUGCUCACCAGACACGCGGUGAGUCUGGCCCAAUUGCCACCCCCGAUCGAAGCAGACGCCGAAGAGCAGAGCAACGACCUGUUCGUACCACCGCCGCCCGAAUUUAACGCUGGACCCUCCGCUGGGAAUACGGACGAGAUGGUCUUCGCACCGCCUCCUCAGUUCUGCGACAACAAGCAACAGCAGCAGAACCGCGUAAAGAUCAUCGGCGCGAUACCGAAAGUUACCAACAAUCAGGUGAAGGCUUCCGGUGGACGGUUGCACAAUCAGUGAACGAACGAUCGUCGCGAACCGUCGCCAAUACACGGUUCGAAUCGCGCAUGAUCGAUGAUCACGAUCGCCCAGAGUCAAUUUAAUCUCUCCGUAUUUAACCUUCCUCUCCAGUCAGAGAUUGGCGCUGUCCGGGCACGAUCCGUGUUUCCGCGACGAGAAUUGAUACCGCCACUUCGAGAUCGUUGGUACACACGUACACACACGCAUACACACGUAAAGACACAUACAAACAUAUACAGACACAUGCAGCGGGCGCUCAGCUACUCAAGACCACUGGGUUCUAUGCAGCUAGUUUGAAUGCAGGACAUCUUUAAGACUUUUUUUUUAGAAUGGUAUAACGUGCCAAUGGAAAUGAAUUUUAUUUCUGCGUAUAGAAGGAAUAGUAUGGUUUUAGGAAAUAUUUUUUAUGUUUGCUUUAGACGCGGAAAAAUGGAGUUGCUUUGGCUCGUAAUGUGCGUCGGUGUUUCGGAGUCUAGGUCCAUCGGUGCUUGAAGAUGAAAGGUUGAGCAAUGUUGUUUUCUUCAAGGUAUUUUCCAUCGUAUGACGCAUAAAACUUUUAAAAUUUUAAGGAUUUUAGAAACGAUGGCGCUUGGAAGAGAGCUGUAUUCAGCAGCAACGGUUUUAUUGUAAUGCGGAUAGUAAUAGGUAGAAGACACUGUACGUCAUGCGAUGGUGAAUAUGGUUGAGAAUAUUAGUGCCAAAUUUUAUAGAAAUCGGAUCAACUGUCCAAGUCGCUGAAACAGGACACGUGGUGUCGAGGCAUACGUGUUUAAAGCUCUGCGUCAGGUAUUUUUGUCGAUAUGUUUAUCAUUUUGAGUUCAAGCUAUCUCUUUACAUGGAAAAAGAAUUUUAAUUUUGUUCGCCAGAAGGAACCCCUUGAGAAUCAAGCAUGACUCGCGUGUUAGUCUGAUUUUCCACAGGUUAUCUCGUAAGGUACUUUGAGGAUUGUGUGCGGUGAAUAACAUAACUUUAUUUUAUUCUUAACCCUUUCUUAAGUCUUAUCAUCGUAGCAUUUGAACAGCCACUUACUUCAAACCAAAUCAAAUUGAUAUUAUUCUUAGUGAUUGAGUUGGUAAAGCGAGUCACCCAAAUUUGAGCCAGAUAAAUUGGUGAAUAGACUUUGACUUUCUCAUUAAAAUACCUCCUUAUAAUUUCAAAUCUUCAAAACAUUCAAAGUACUCACAAUCUAUAAAUUGGAAAUAAAGCUCCAUCAGUAUCGAGUCACGCAAUUUUCAACGCAUAUUCCUCAUGAUUUUAAGUUAUACAAAAUUGAGUUAGCACGACGUUUAUUUCCUUUGUUUCGUUAAGCGAGGGGGCGGUCUCGAGUAGCUCGCCACUGUAGAUACAUAAGGUUAUUGCAAUAAAUUUUUCACACGAAUACAAGACGCGUUCUCGCGCCCUUAAGGGUUUCUUUUUGUAAGGAGCGAAUGCGCUUCGAUCGAGAGAGUUCGCGUGUCGCUCGAUCGCGCGUCCCCGCGAUGGUAGUCCGAGCGAAAAAUAUUUCAGCGAGUUUUUACCGUAAAACCUAGAUGAGCGCGUGUCGAAGUACGAGCCGCAAAAUAGUCAAAAUCCCGUGUAGCCGUCUCGCGGAAUGGCCUAAAGGGGUCGAUCCUGAACAAGAUCCACGAACCGUAGCUCGUAAUUAGAGAGAAAGAGUGAGAGAGCAAUUCUGUGCGUGUGGAAACGUAGCGAACGAAUGUGUAGCGUAUAAUCGGGGUUUGUUUUUCAUGUUUCUAUCGAGAUAUACGACGCGUGUUUAAUACUUUUACAUUUAACGACCUUUUAACAGACCCCUCCCUUGAUCCUUCCCCGCUGUCCUUAAGAACGCCAUCAAUUUCUCUCUGCCCGAAACACAUAGCGAAAAGCAUUCUCGACGGACGAUUAGGGUAUCUGGUUAAUUGAAUCGAUGCUUGUUAAGGCAUCUUCUCACUUCGGGUGUUUGACAAGUGUAUUUUUUAGUGUUAAAGAGUUACUAGUUGCUCCUUUGCUGGGGGAUCGAUUCAAUUUUGCUUCAGUGUAAUAAAAUUUAUUUGUUUCACUGUCGAGUAACUGUAUUGUAAUAUUAUUUGUAAAUAAUUUUUCUGUAAUAUUCCAACUCUUUAUGUACCUUGUGAGUUGUACAAAUUUUAUCGAGAUCGUUUAGCCCCUCUAUGCUUUUUGAAGUGGGAAGAUCCUUUAAUAGAGAUUCAAAGACAACAACGAUGGGUACAAUUCUUCUCUAGAUAAUGACAUCGAGUAAGGAAUAUAAAAGAGUGGGAACUUUCAAUCCAUUACUCGUUGAAUAAAAAUUCAGAUUCUAGUGUGAAGUAUAUUCGCAGCAAACAAACAAAAAUUGCAACCGUCAAACGAUUAUUAAUCUUGAAUUAAUAAUCACAUCAAGUUGAUGCGUCGUUCGAGUAGAAUUCUUCCCAUUCGUAUUCAGGAUGCUUCGUACCGAUGGGUUGGUUAGCUAAAUAGUAAACAAUGAAAAAAAAGAAAAGAAAAACGAAGAAUAAAAAACGCGCGCGAUUGAGUUCGAUUCCGUUUCUCUCUCUCUCGUGUCUAGACACUGCUCAAGAGCCUAAUUACAAAUGUUCUACUCGCAAAAAGUCAUUAGAGAUUGUUUCUAGUUUGUAAUAACGUUUAAAUAGCGCAACGACGAGUAUGAAUUUAUCGCUAAGCUCUCGUAAUCCGCGUUAAUAGAGGCGCACUGUACUACUACGUUAACGCACCAACAUUAUUCAGCUUGUAAGAUAGAAAUCGUAUUCCUUCCAGAUUCGAAUCAGGCUCCUGGGAGCCGCGAGAUGCUACGUUUUACCCACCGUUCACGGGGAAACGAACGAUGGAUCAUUCAGUGAAAUGGUUUAGCCAUUAUUUGACGUUUAAUCGCGACGAGGAGGACGCGUGAUUCUGUGUUUGUUUGCUUUGUAAACGACAAGGAAGCGUCGAAGGAAAUUCUGUAAUAGAUUGUUCUCUCGUAGCCAAGUCCUUGGAAGCAAACAUCGCACCGAGGAUGCAGCGAUUAGAUCAUUUUAUUGCAUCGAAAAGUAUGUUCGAAUGUGAGCUUUAAGUAUUCACUUUGCUGGAAAAAAUUCAUUGAGGAACUUAAAAUUAUUCAACGCGCUAUAUCUUCUUAUCUGCUUAUCACACAAAACUUUGAACGAUCUCAUCUUUUUCGCCAAGACAUUAGCUAAUAAAAAGCAUUGCGUACGUUUUACGAAAUUCUCCAUAGUUUUCGAGAUAUCUCCCACCCCCCAUGAAUUUAACUCUGACAAAAUGAAAGUACUUAAAAUUCAUAUAGAGACAUAUACAGUGGCGCAAAUAAAAUGUAAUCGUUGCAUUUGGUAGGUAUCUUGGGACUGAGUUACGAUGGCGAUCGAAUCCCCGCGUUGAUUUGUCCUUUUGUAUAUAGUACAACACGUCCAAUCGGGAAAUUAAAUCCGAUGGCGUCGAAAUGUUUGGAUAGCAACAAUAUCUCGCGACUCUCGGUGACAGUGCUACAUACUGUAUAUACCGGAACAACAAUUGCUAUGUAUCGAAUAAUCUAUAACGAUGGAAUGAUUAUUAUCGUCGCGUUUACCAUCGCCGCGAUAGAAUCUAAGCGAUUAUCCAUAAAAGAAAAAGAAGAAAAAAAAAACGCAACGUCCUUCCUAAUUAUUGUUUCUACGCCUUUUCGAGUUUGAAAACGAGAAAUCAUAUUCAUAUACAAACACAGCGAAGUACGAUAAAUUUAAGUCAUCGGCAUGCUGGUCGAGACGUGAUGAAAACAACAACAACAAAAAAUAAUGAAAAAAAAAAAAACACCGUUUCCGUGUCGAAGGGAAUCGUAUAAAGAUAAGUAUUGAAUGUUCCUUAGAUAUUUUAUUGUUUGUUUUAACGAUCGGUGGAACGCGAGGGAUCGACGUCGCUGUUCGCAUCGGUUUCAAAAAACUUUCGACGAUCGACUGGUUGAUUCGGGUCAGUAAAGCAAUAUUGUACGCUAUUACAACGGCUCGUGUAAUAAUAAACCGUUUCUGAAUAGAAUUCUAUCCUUGUUUUGCGUACGGUUUUGUAUUGUUGCCGAUUAACGCGACGGUUGAGAAUCACCGACCUAGAGAAAGGUAAUAAGAGGAAAGAAACCUAUAGUUAACGACAUUCCUGCCAAAACUAAUUAUAAUAGUGUGUAUUAUAUCAAAAUUUAUGGAAGAGUUGACGCUGAACGCAUUUUAAUCGGUUUCUUCACGAUUGCUUUACGAAGACGAAAGUGUGAUCAUUUUGGGAUCAUUGAUAAUACUCUCUCAUGAAUUUUAAUUUUCAUAUUUUUUUAAUAUGUCCUUAUUAAUGUAUUAUCAACGAAUUUGUGAGGUUCUCAGCUUAAAAAUGAAUCGAAACACGGCUAUAUCCAGAUUACUUUUAGUUCAUAUUAACAAAAGCAAUUUGUAAUUAAUCACAAUAUAAAGUAUCGAGACCCGAUUGUCCUGAUUUUCAUCAAGAAAGCCUCACGAAUCCACUGAUAAUAUUGUUAGGAUUCAUGGUGAGAAAUAAAAGUUUAAAAUCGUUUCCUCUCUCGAUAUAACAACACCAGACGACUCGACCAGUGACGUUAUAUCGAGGGAUCACUGUGUCAUUCGAACGUAGCCUAAUUUCUUUGCCGAUGGACGUUUAACUCGGUCCACGAGACCAUAGAUAAUGUUUUACAUAGCUUGCUCCAAAUGAAAAGUUUCGCGUAACCGCGCUAGAAUUAAUCAUUUUUCCCGGAAAAAGGGCGUUAUGCGUGUAUCGCUUAAGGUGAUGGAGUACGGAAGAUUCAGAGUACUCGAAGAAACCGAAUGAAUUUAUAAAGUAACAAGCUGUAUGGCUCUGAAUAUUGAACGUUUGUUAUUCGGAUAAAAUGGAUACGAUUUUCAAUUUGUUCAUACAAAUUUGAUAUUUCGAGCUGUAUAUAUAUAUAUUUAAAAGUAGUCGUCAUCUAUACAUAACGUUUCCAUAAACCCUUGCUAAUCCGUGCAACAUUUCCUUUGAUCAAUUUCUUCCAUUUCCCUUUGGAAAAGCUACAAUCCUUCCCCCCAGUUCCUAGAAUCACCUACACAUGCACUUAUCGAGAUGCAAGGAUAGUGCACCGAAUGAUCCAGACUGAAUUUCUCCAAAUUUUAUUUACUCAAAAACAUGUCCUGUGGUACACCCAUUUUAGUCAUUGCUCCACGUUUGAUACA